CAGCAUUAAAUGCAUUUAUGAAGAAGAACAUGUGGGGAACCCAGACGAACCCAACUUUUCUUCUUCUACCGACGACGACUAGGGGAACCCAAGAGAUCGUCACUACAAUCAACCAAGGCCAACCAAGGCGGGUUAUGGGAUUUACUUUUCUUCUUCUUCCGACGGCGACCAAGGCGAACCGAAGUAGAUCGCCAGUGUAAUCAACCUAGGCGAACCCCAACAUCCAUCGUCUUUGCCGCAAUCAACGAAACCAUCUCGAUCUGGGUUUUUAGGGUUUCAAUUUUUGGGUUUUGGGGUUUCAAUUUCUGGGUUUUGGGUUUCUGAUUCGUGUUUUAUUUUGAGUUCUACCUCAAACUCCUUCGUCGACAGUUUUGGGUAUGAGUGCCUCUUCUUUCUGUUCUGCAUCCCGAAUCUAGUUCCAUCUCUUCCCACAAAUUUAUAGUUGUACAUUUCCGUCUAAUACUUUGACUCUGUCCUUCACUGCUCCAUCUAAAAAUUAAUUCCAUAUAUGUGAAUCUCCUCUCCAGGCAUCCACCCGCACACCCAACAACUUUUGUAACAGUAUGAAAUCAGCCUGCCGUUGCGGGUUGUUUCAAUCAGUGGGUUAUGGGAUCUAGUUCGAGAGCUCCUAUGGGAUGACGGCGGAGAUGGAUCUGAGAUUCCUGUGCUAGUUGAAGUCUUCCUAGACGGACUGAGGGAUGCGGAGGCUAGAUUCCUGGAUGACCCAGUCAGUUCGGGUGAUGUCGUCGGGUCGGAGGAUUUUGGCGGAGACAACGGUGGUUCUAGGUAUUUUAGAAUGUGGGGCCGGCGAUGGUUUGGGUGGCCUGCACGCGAAAAGCCAGCUCUAUGGUUGUAAUGUUUUUUUUUUUAAAGUUCGGGCGGGUCAGGUCGGGUCAUGGGUUGGGUUGGAUCAAGAUGACAUGGUGGGUUUCAUGAUGUGGCGGGUCGGGUUUUAAGUAUUUUGGGUUAAAAAUGGAUGACUGGACAUUUUUGUUUGCCACAUCAGCAAAAAAUUGACGCAGUUAACGGAAACUAACGGAGAGUGACCAAACAUGACUUAUUUUAGUAAACUUAGUGAUCAUGAAUAGAAUUAAAUAUUUGUA
This is a messenger RNA of Linum trigynum, 1103 nucleotides long. The record is from the annotation of a GenBank genome assembly. Lineage: Eukaryota; Viridiplantae; Streptophyta; Magnoliopsida; Malpighiales; Linaceae.